Messenger RNA from Ooceraea biroi (clonal raider ant), 816 nucleotides. RefSeq lists its product as uncharacterized. Lineage: Eukaryota; Metazoa; Arthropoda; Insecta; Hymenoptera; Formicidae. Gene Ontology annotation, molecular function: catalytic activity. The record is from RefSeq and is a predicted model, not a curated record.
AUGGCAUCCGUAUAUAUUUCGCCUAGUGUGAGCGUAGCUGUUUACUUAAACUUUUUAGACGACUUCCGAGACUUUGUACUUACCACUCGCGGUGAAUUGUUGAUUUGUGGUGACUUUAAUACGCGCUCUUUAUCCUGGGGGUGCCGGUCCUCUAAUCGUCGCGGCGAGCUGCUGAAGGAGUUGAUCUCAGAACUGGAUCUUCGACUGUGUAAUGUGGACGGUUUUUUGACGUGUGUGCGUACGCAAGGGUCCUCGAUGGUGGACCUUAUGCUUGCUUCGCCGUCGUGUUCCUCCAGGCUUCGUUCCUGGCAUGUUCUGACUGGAGUAGAGUCAUUAUCCGACCACUUGUAUAUCGUGUUCUUUCUGGAUGGCCUGGUUGGUGGUUCCUGCUCUCUGGAUCGCCCGCGUGGGAGGCUCUAUCCGCGUUGGUGCCUGAAAAAUAUGAACAAGGAAUUAUUCGUGGAAGUGAUUAGCUUCCAGAGCACUUUUGUGCGACCGGACUUAUCUGCGACGGCCUUGGCUGCCAUCACUGGGAAUAUAUUGCUCGAUGCAUGUGACUUGGCUGCUCGUCGUGUCCGGAGUGGACCCAGGAGGCGAAUAGCAUAUUGGUGGAACGAUGAUGUUGCUGCGGCGCGAAAAUUAAGUAUUGCGGCUCGCCGCAAAUGGAUGAAGUUCCGUUACUCCGCUGAUGUGGAACUUAGGGAGCGGAUGCACGACGAAUACCGGUCGGCUAAGAGGAACUUACGCAAGUUAGUGCGCAGUAGCAAAGCCAAGUCGUGGAAUGAAUUGCUGCAUGCUCUUGAUGACGAUCCGUGA